Messenger RNA from Acanthochromis polyacanthus (spiny chromis), 2325 nucleotides. Its product is annotated as CD5 antigen-like. The record is from RefSeq and is a predicted model, not a curated record. Lineage: Eukaryota; Metazoa; Chordata; Actinopteri; Pomacentridae. The transcript is spliced from 8 exons. Gene Ontology annotation, cellular component: membrane. Bases 143 to 1993 code for a protein of 616 amino acids.
UGAAGACCUUCAGUGUUUGUUUGUGGUUUCUGCAGGAUCUUUGCUGUAAAAUGUUUCCUUAAAGCAGCAGCAGGAGGCUGAACCCACUCUGGUCUGAUAAAGACGUUAAAGGAGGAAAUAAGUUCAGUCUGCAGCCGCCGACAUGGACCUCAGAGCUCUGACGCUGUUUGUGGGUUUGUGCAGCUCAGCGAGUCCUGCUGAGGUCCGGCUGGUCGGAGGUCCGAGUCCCUGUUCUGGCAGACUGGAGCAGCAGCGUCAGUCGGACUGGGAACCAGUGAGGGACCAGAACCUGGACUGGAACCUGACGGCAGCAGAUCAGGUCUGCAGGAGGAUCAGCUGUGGUUCUGUGGUUUCACUCAGGAGAACUCUGGACCAGGAACCUCCACAAGACUUGGUCACCAGAGAUGAGUCCAGAGCUGAAGGAACUCCAGAACGGCCCCCCUUCAGAGUGGAGAUCAGCUGCUCAGACUCUGUGAGGCUGGAGAACGGGACUGACCGGUGUUCAGGUAGACUGCAGGUGAAGAGGAACCAGGUGUGGUCCUCAGUGUGUUCAGAUGGAUUUGACCAGCAGGAUGCUGAGGUGGUCUGCAGGGAGCUGGGCUGUGGUUCUCCUUCAGGGUUUAAGGAGGAACUCUAUGGAGAAGCUCCAGAGUGGAUCCCAGAGUUCCGGUGUGGAGGCCAUGAGUCUGCUCUGCUGCACUGUGAGCGCUCAGAUAGAGACACCUGCUCACCUGGAACCACCGUCACACUCACCUGCUCAGACUCUGAUGAUGUUCGGUUGGAGGGAGGAGCUAACCAUUGUGCUGGUAGACUGGAGAUGAAACAUGAUGGAGUCUGGAGAGUGAUGAAAAUCCAAAACCCCGUCUGGAACUUGAACUUGGCGGCUCUGAUCUGUGGACGGCUGGACUGUGGUCCUGCACUCUCAGCAGUAAACAGACCAGAAUAUCCACAUAAAGAUGCUUGGUGGAUCAGUCCCUACUGCCCUCUUUCUGGUCUGAAGGAAUGUGUGACAGCGAAUCAUGAACAGAUCUCUGACAGCUUGGAAGUCACCUGCUCAGACUCUGUGAGGCUGGUGGGCGGGACUCAUCGGUGUUCAGGUAGACUGCAGGUGAAGAGGAACCAGGUGUGGUCCUCAGUGUGUUCAGAUGGAUUUGACCUGCAGGAUGCUGAGGUGGUCUGCAGGGAGCUGGGCUGUGGUUCUCCUUCAGGGUUUAAGGAGGAACUCUAUGGAGAAGCUCCAGAGUGGAUCCCAGAGUUCCGGUGUGGAGGCCAUGAGUCUGCUCUGCUGCACUGUGAGCGCUCAGAUAGAGACACCUGCUCACCUGGAACCACCGUCACACUCACCUGCUCAGCUCCAGACCAAGUGAGGCUGGUGGGAAACAGAAGCACCUGUGCAGGUGAGCUGCAGAUGAAGGUCCAUGAAGAGUGGAGGCCUGUGGUGGACUGGUACUGGAACCAGAAGUGGACAUCAGCAGCAGCAGCAUCAGUGUGUUCUCAGCUCGGAUGUGGUUCUAUCGUGACUACAGAUUUAGAGGAAAUUGGAUCAAGUAGACAUGUGUGGUUUAUCAAGUCCUCCUGCUUCCAGUCGACUCUUUCCCUUCAGGACUGUCUGCUUCUGAACGAUGAGGCCAGAGACUCCGAUAGUCUGCAGGUGAUCUGUUCAGAUCUGCUGGUUCAACCAAACAUCUCCGUGUCUUCGUCCCGUCUUGAAGUCCAGCAGCAGAAGGUUAGGGUCCUCUUGGGCUCCAACUUCAGCAUCAUCUGCUCCACCAGGCCUCAGUAUCCAGGAGGUUCCUUCCAGCUCGUCUUCAACUCCUCCAGCUCAACGCUCAACUACGUCCUUCCAGCCGUCACACAUUCGGCCGUUUUCCUGUUUCCUGCAGCAGAAGGCCUCCACAGAGGGACGUACACCUGUAUUUACCACCUCUACGUCUUCUCCCAUAACUUCUCCUCCACCAGCCGGCCCAUCUAUCUCAUCCCCUCAGCUCUGUAGAAACCAGAAGCAGAAAUGAAGAAACAAACGUCGUCGCUGAGCUCCAGUGAUCCACGAUUUACCAAGAAAAAUCCAGAAAAUGAUCUGUCUGCUUUUGUCCGUGAAAUAAACUUUCAUCCAGAAGUGAAACAACAACAACUUCUACAGAAAACAACAAUAUUUCAGCUGAUUUAAAUCCAGGAAAAAAUACAGUCAGGUUGUAAAAAUACUGAUUUUUAAUGUGGACGUUAUUCACAGUUUUGGCUUUUUAUGCUUAACAUGUAAAUGAAUUCUAUUUUUAAGUGUUUUUAAUGGAUAUUAACUGGAAUUUAGCAAAACUUAGAAAAUGUGUA